Messenger RNA from Conger conger (European conger), 4092 nucleotides. RefSeq lists its product as uncharacterized. Bases 318 to 1934 code for a protein of 538 amino acids. The record is from RefSeq and is a predicted model, not a curated record. The transcript is spliced from 3 exons. NCBI's taxonomy places the organism in Eukaryota, Metazoa, Chordata, Actinopteri, Anguilliformes, Congridae.
CUGAGGGGUCGGUUUCCAAGCCAACAAAGGAGGCUGGAUCAGGCAAAGGGAGAAAGGACAGGGACUCUUUUUCCCAGAAUUCCACUGAUCCAUUCCAAUGGCACCUUCUCCAGGGAGGAGAUGAAGAGGGGGGUUGGGAUAAUGAGGGUCUUUCUUCAGGCUCCACCUGGCCAUAUAGGAGAGGAAGAGGUGGGGAGGCACAUAAAACUAGGGUGGCAGAGAGUUUGGGAAUAACCCUUGGUGGCAGCAGCACCCCGUCAUUCCCUGAGUCUGAAAAAGAGGUUGUCCGAUGUGGAAAAUCCCCUUUGACCAGCCUGAUGGCAAAUGACGACUGCAGCAGCCCGCCAGACUUCUCUGUGAGCCAAAUCUCUGGCUCUGUGAGACCCAACCUGACACCACAGCACUACGAAAUGUCCCAGCUGCACACAGAUCCAAUUCUGAAGUACCUGAGCCUCCCAGGGUUUGUGGAGAUGAACGUGGAUGAACCCGUGGAUGAGAACGACACCGCGGCCUCUGGGCUCGAAUCCAGCCAGAGGCCCGGGGACGUCUUUCCCAGUGAGUUGAAAGUGGUUCCUGCAGUCCGGGUGGCCAACACACAGAAGGACCGUGAGGCUGGAUUGAGAACCCAAACGGGAGAGCCGAUGGCUGCAGGCCCAGGUCUGAGCUCCCGAGAAGAAAGCCACCAGUGCCCUGCACAGUCUGGAGCUGCUGGUUUGUGCGGGAGGAUGGGGUCUUCGCAAAAGCAGCUGCCCAGCCCAGACAGAACCCUCCGUCACCUACUCAAACGCUCACAAAGCUUGACGUGUGAAAGCCCAGCUGGGCGGGGUGGACGGCCCCUGUCCCACCUCUCAGACCAGACCGGGCAGUCAGACAGGGAGAGACCAAAUUGGCACUGGAGUUUAGCCUCAGAUCAGGCUUUGACAUGGACCACACACGAUCCCAGAACGCAGGGCAGCAGGAUACAUCUGUUACCCUCUCUGUGUGAUCCAGUACCCCACGGACGUAGUCAGGGACUCCGUGGGUGUGGUCAGGCUACCACAGUCGACAUGAGUAAGACCUUAAGCAGAGGACGUAGCAGGACCAAAGGAAAAUUACCGCCCGACCCGGUGGUAUGGAAGACAGCCAGUCUCAGGAUGCCAACCAGGGAACAUCGUGCCAUUGCUGAAAAUCCCAUGUCCCAAGCCAGCUGUGGGGCACAGUUCCCCAGCCCGGAGGUUUGGGUCCGCUCCCUGAGUUUGGGCUGCACCUCCAAGUCCAGACCGGAACCUCUCAGGGGUACGCACCUCAAUUCAGAGGAACCCCCCACUCGUUCAUCACCCCUCCAGCAUUUACCUCCAGUGCAACAGAGGCCCCCAGCUUCAGCCGAUCCUCAUCGCCCCUUUAAUCCUCCAAACUGGGCACCGGACCACCCAGUGCCACUCCCGCCCAGCUGGUCCCGGCCUGGCCAUGCCCCAUACACACAGAGGGAGCCAGUUGAAGAGGACAGGGUGAAGCAGCAGAGCAACGCGGGCAGGUGUAUAGAGGUGGCGAUGGAUGGGUCCAAGGAGGAGGAGGAGGGACGGGGUAGCUAUGCCAGCCAGAGCAGCGGCAGAGGGAGUCUGGGGCCGCUCUCAGGCCCAAGCCCCUCCCCCUGCCCCACCCUGCCCAGCUCCCCAGAGACCAUUCAGGAAAGCAAAGCUGGAGAAAGGAGACGUGUGUCAGUGGAUGAGAAUUACGAAUGGGAUGCAACCAUCAUAUACCUGGAGUCUGAUGCCCGCAAGGCAUCAGGUACCGGCCCAAACCAGGACAGGGAGGGGGUGAGGGGCUGUCCACAUCCUAAGGACCAUGACAGCAAAGGUGACCCCCUGAGACUCUCCUCCUGUGUGCUGAAGUACCAGAUCUCUCCUGGGUCCACCUGCUCUAGAACCCGUGACCCUGAUGCCGUGCUAUUCUGACUGCCCACACGCGAAGGUCCAUCCCCUUGUGUCUGUCACACUGUCCUUCUUACGAACACACAUGUCCGGGUACCAUACCUGUAGCUCAUGACACUUAAUGCAAGUGUGCGUUUUUUACACGUUCAUGGUUUAUUUCACCGAAAUGAAAGAUAACACAUAAGUAAGGAAGAUGCUAGUUCGAAGUUAGAUGCUAGAUGCUCGCCGAAGUUAAGGACAAAUAAUCUUUGACAUCAGAUGUUGGAUCACUGAUGCCUCAUGAAAGAGAUGAGGAUUUAAGACUUGAGUAAAAGACUCAGAGAAGUUGAUUUCUGUGAACCGAACAGGAUUAAGGUAAUUCAAAGGUAAAUUGUGCAUUGAUGAUAGGAGAGGUUUUUCCACAGUUAGCAUGGAAAUACUAAGACCUGUCAUUCUUUCUCAGCAAUAUUUCUGUGGAGGCUAUAUACCUGCCUAAAAUCACAUAAUUAACUGUAAUACACUGUUAAUUAUUAACAUAAUUAACAUAAUUAAGGUCCCACCUCUUCCCCUCUGAUUUAUGGGACCCAAAGAUAGCUGAGCCUCUUCCUCUCUGUGGGAGCUGAAAUGAAAUGGGACAUUUCAAAUGAAAGAUUAGUAGCAGUUCACUGAUCUUCACCCACUGAUUGGCACUUUUUUUACGUGGACCGGGGCCCAAUGACCUGUGGGCUGCAGGGUGCUGGUUGAUUCCGUUGUUUCGACAUGUUCAUGAGCUGCUGUCCUGAAUUUGGUAUCUGGCCUCCAGUAUAGCGCAUGUGGCACAACUGCAGCGUUUCCAGUUAUAUCCCACUGAAGGUGUUAAAAAGACUGUUAGUACGAGAGACCUACAUCAGUCCUCAGGCUGCCAGUAAUCUAGUCAUCAAGGGCAGAUGUAUUCUGCUGUCCUGCCAUGGUGGAAAGUGGAAUAAUAAGAUCAGCUGUGGACGUAAGAGACUCAUGUCCAUGUGACUGGAGGACAUGCCUCUCCAUACAGGGACUGUCCCACCAAUCAGAGGAAAUGUGUUAUAAUUGGUGUGUUCAUUACAUCUCAGAAGUAUGAAGUUUCCGACUGCCAAGUAGGAAAAGUCCUAUUGACAUCCAUUAUCGCACGAACGUGGUUGGGCCGGAGUUCCAAACUUCUGACAUGUGCAUAAGUUCUGAUAGAAGAUUGUACCAAUCAGAUGUCUCUCUCUUUGACAAAAUUCUGGGCUCCACCUCCCUGUCCUAUCUCCAGAUUAUUGCCACGAGGGAAAGUAAGGGUAGUGAUACGUUUGUGGAGCAUCAGUUCAGAUGAAAUUAUUUGUAUUCAGGCAUUGUUAUAUUUUUUGUUUGUCUUUGUGUGUUCAUUUUUAAUCCAUUUAGUACACUCAUAGAAUAACCUCCAUCUUGUUUAUUGUGAUGAUGUAUAUGGGGAGCAGAGUUUUCUGUUUUCUGUUCGUCUUUUAUAUUAGAUAUAGGGCAAAAAGCAAUUGUUCUCUUUUAAUAAAGGCACAUUAAUAAGAUAUUUCCAUGAAUUACUUCUAUUACUACCAAUACUAAUGCAGGCUAUAGUGGUUUUCAUGCAAUCAAGGUUAUCCAUUGGUCGUCUUUUAUUGCAUUUGCUAUAUCUGAUGGCUUACCUGUAUAUUUUAUUUUGAUUGUUUAUUUUUUUAAGUUACUAAACCAUAUUUUUUACUUUUAUACAGUGUGAUAUAUAAGUAUAUAUAGAAAGAAAGGAUGUUCUGCAUCUGGAAUUUGGUCACACUUUACAAUAAGAUGCAUGAAUUGGCAUUAACUAAUGUAGUUGUUGUUACAUUAAUUUACUGAUAUACAUGGAUAAGCAUUCAUGUAUUUAACUACUAACUAAUGUAUUGGUUACAUGAAUAUUUAUACUUUAGCAAACCAUAGGGUAAACUUAAAAUUAGUUGACCAUUAAGAAAUACAUGAACAGUUUUUUUCAUUCCAGUAUGAAUUGGCAUUAACUAAUGUACGUUAGUUUUACAUAAGUUAAAGCCAAUUCAUGUAACCUUAUUGUAAAGUGUUACCCAAAAUGUCUUUGGAAAAAUAUGGUUGGGGAGGCAUACUCUGCUGUUUGUUUGUGCGUUUGCUUUUUCUUUUGCAGUUAUUGAUGUAAAACUAUUUUUAUAUAUUUUCUUUGUAAAAAGAUUAAAUAAAGCACUACAUUUAA